GCUCUGUCUACUGGACACAUUUUUCGACCGACUGCUUUGACUCCUUUGCACACAGUGUCUAUUACAUAGCCUAUGCAUCAUAUUUCGGCCCAGUGAAGGUAUAUAAGCCUGUGAGAGCAGCUGAGGGGUUCACUGCAGUGAAAAGUUUCAUCUGAGCGAAUCCACUCUUGUCUUAGAGAUAACCCUAAGUUAAAUCAAAAAAAUGGCAUUGGCAGCAUCUCUGAAAGAGGCUGACAUCACUGCAGCCCUCGCAGCUUGCCAAGCUGCUGACUCUUUCAAGCACAAGGACUUCUUUGCCAAGGUUGGCCUGACUGCCAAGAGCCCCGAGGACAUCAAGAAGGCCUUCGCUGUCAUUGACCAGGACAAGAGUGGCUUCAUUGAGGAGGAUGAGCUGAAGCUGUUCCUGCAGAACUUCUCUGCCUCCGCCAGAGCUCUGACCGACGCUGAGACCAAGGCCUUCCUCAAGGCCGGUGACGUUGAUGGCGACGGCAUGAUUGGAAUGGAUGAGUUUGCCACCAUGGUCAAGGGUUAAAUGAAGAAACUGACCAACAUCCUAUUUCACUACUCUAAAGGAACAACUUGAGCCAAGACAUACCCCUCCUCUCUUCUUCCUCUUCUCUUCCCCCUCACUAUUUUUCUCCCCCUCAGACUCUACACACCACUUUUAUACAUUUGACUUUUCACCUCCUAACUGUAAACAAACUGCUCCCUCUCUCUCUCACUCUCUCUCUCUCACUCCCUCUCUCUCUCUCUUUCUGGCCAUGUUCACCCCUUCUACUGUCCACGAUGAAUGUACCUGACUAAGUGUAUAGCGUGGUGGUUGACUUGUGUCUUUCUCUCUCUCUCUCUCACUUCUGUCCUCAUUUUACUAUGUAAGUUUUUCUUACUGUGAGAUCAGCGAUGAUGCACUUUUAUGGGAAACGGACAGACGAUGAGAAAACAAUAAAGGUUCUUUUUCAAUAACA
Molecule: messenger RNA, 965 nt
Organism: Etheostoma spectabile (orangethroat darter)
Lineage: Eukaryota; Metazoa; Chordata; Actinopteri; Perciformes; Percidae
Gene: pvalb3
Product: parvalbumin 3
Exons: 5
Coding region: 203-532 (109 amino acids)
Cellular component (GO): cytoplasm
Molecular function (GO): calcium ion binding
Source: RefSeq, a predicted model, not a curated record